AUGCAAUCACAUAAAAUAAAAAUUGCAGAACUUUCUAAAUCAAUAUAUAUAUCAAAGCAAAAAGGUUGCGUUGAUACUCUCGAACAUUUGGAAACAAAAACAAACUUAGUAAAUCUGAUUAGUGAUUUUAAUGAAGAUGGGAUUGUUCUGGAUACCGUACCACUUGAGUAUUUCAGACGAUAUAAUAAAGCAUUGACUUAUUCCGAUGAAUUGCGUAUAGAAGAUUUAGAGAAACACAUGCCAAAUAUAUUCCAUAUAACAAAAAUUGGUUCAGGAUCAAUAAUCCUCAAGGUUCAACCUAAUGUGCGCUGCAUGUUGAGAAUGGAGGAGCAUAGUAAUCAAGAGCGCAUGGAACAACAUCAUCAUUCUUCUCACUUUCCUUCAUUAUAUGACCGAGGAAAAGAUUAUUAUCAGAGACUUUAUACAAGUAAUCAUCAUGAUAAGUGGGAAGAGAUAGGUUAUAAUAAAGGUUUAAAGGUCAAUGAUUAUUGGAAAAAGAACACCAACGGUCCACCAUGGACAAAUCCUUAUGGCAGUUUGCCACCAAGUUUUCUGAACGAGAGACAUCAAGAUGAAAAAUCAUCAUGGACAAAUCCUUAUGGCAAUUUACCACAAAGUUUCCAGAACGAGAGACAUCAAGAUGAAAAUUAUCGAAAUAAAUAUAAAUAUUCACCUGAACAACCGCUAGGAUACCUUUACAGAGAUUUAUCACCUAGUGAACAUUAUUUGCGAAAUAGUGGUCACCAUUACAUCCAAUACUAUAAUCAACUCUAUAAGGAAGAAUCAAGUUUUAAAAGACAGAAAAGUGUAGGCUACGAAGAGAGAUCUUGCCCUAAUCAAUUUGGAGAUUAUUUUGGUGCUUCUUGGACAAAUAACCAACACCAUCGUUAUUAUCAACAGUCGCUAUCCCAGAAACAUUUAAAUUCAUAUGGUAUUUCUCUACCUUCAUCAAAAACCCCGAUCUCUGCCGAUAACCACAAGGUCAUGAAAUGCUUCGAACAAAAUGAUUCUAUUCCUAGCAGAGACAAAAAUAGUGAUAAUAGUGUAAAAAUGGUUGACACGUUAAAAAAGGCCAAGCCUGUUAAAACAGCAGAAUCUGUAAAGAAAAACUACUUGGAAGAAAAGGUAGAACUUACAGCAAAAGUAAAACAGACAAAUUUAAAAAUGCAAAUUAAUAAUAGACCACGAGAGAGUGGAUUCGAAAAGUAUCGCGAAUUGGUGAAGGACCACCACAAAGUACCAUUUUUUAUUAUACGGGAUGACGCACCUAAUCUCUCAGAAAUUCAAAGAGUUACGUUAGAAUUACUCUUUUUGUGA
Messenger RNA from Cetraspora pellucida, 1317 nucleotides. Lineage: Eukaryota; Fungi; Glomeromycota; Glomeromycetes; Diversisporales; Gigasporaceae. The record is from the annotation of a GenBank genome assembly.